AUGGUGAGCAACGCCACGAAGCCGCUCUGCCCCCUCCUGGAGCAGAUGAGCCAGCUCCAAAGCCACAGCAAUACGAGCAUCCGCUACAUCGACCACGCGUCGGUGGUGCUGCACGGCCUGGCCAGCCUGCUGGGCCUGGUGGAGAACGGACUCAUCCUCUUCGUGGUGGGCUGUCGCAUGCGCCAGACGGUGGUCACCACGUGGGUGCUGCACCUGGCACUGUCCGACUUGCUGGCCACCAGCUCCCUGCCCUUCUUCACCUACUUCCUGGCUGUGGGCCACUCGUGGGAGCUUGGCACCACCUUCUGCAAGCUGCAUUCCUCCAUCUUCUUCCUCAACAUGUUCGCCAGCGGCUUCCUGCUCAGCGCCAUCAGCCUGGACCGCUGCCUGCAGGUGGUCCGGCCCGUGUGGGCGCAGAACCACCGUACGGUGUCUGCGGCCCAGAAGGUCUGCCUGGGGCUCUGGGUCCUGGCCGUGAUCAACACCGUGCCUUACUUUGUGUUCCGGGACACCAUCCCGCGGCGGGACGGGCGGAUCAUGUGCUACUACAAUAUGCUGCUCCUGAGCCCGGGGCCUGACCGCGACGCCACGUGCAACUCGCGCCAGACGGCCCUGGCCGUCAGCAAGUUCCUCCUGGCCUUCCUGCUGCCUCUGCUCAUCAUUGCCUCGAGCCACGCGGCCGUGAGCGCACAGCUGCACCACCGCGGCCGCCGGCGGCCCAGCCGCUUCGUUCGCCUGGUGGCCGCCGUGGUGGCGGCCUUCGCGCUCUGCUGGGGGCCCUACCACAUCUUCAGCCUGCUGGAGGCGCGCUCGCACUCCCACGCGGCGCUGCGGCCGCUCGCGUGGCGAGGGCUGCCCUUCGUCACCAGCCUGGCCUUCAUCAACAGCGUCAUCAACCCGCUGCUCUACGUGCUCACCUGCCCCGACGUGCUGCGUAAGCUGCGGCGCUCGCUGCGCAGCGUGCUCGAGAGCGUGCUGGUGGACGACAGCGAGCUGGGCGGCUUGGGCAGCAGCCGGCGCCGCCGCGGCUCCUCGGUGGCCCACACGCCCGGGGCCGGGCGCCUUUCCCCGGCAGGUUCCACGCGCCUCCUCGGCUGCCUAUGGGGCGAACAAGGCGCGGCCCCGCCCCGGGCUCGCUCUCAGGACGAGAGGGGCCCGCUGAACCGGGCGCCCAGCAUCGCUUCCGGCUAG
Molecule: messenger RNA, 1191 nt
Organism: Orycteropus afer afer
Lineage: Eukaryota; Metazoa; Chordata; Mammalia; Tubulidentata; Orycteropodidae
Gene: PTGDR2
Product: prostaglandin D2 receptor 2
Biological process (GO): complement receptor mediated signaling pathway; phospholipase C-activating G protein-coupled receptor signaling pathway; positive regulation of cytosolic calcium ion concentration
Cellular component (GO): plasma membrane
Molecular function (GO): G protein-coupled receptor activity; complement receptor activity
Source: RefSeq, a predicted model, not a curated record